Messenger RNA from Eremomyces bilateralis CBS 781.70, 2857 nucleotides. RefSeq lists its product as uncharacterized. Gene Ontology annotation, cellular component: plasma membrane. Gene Ontology annotation, molecular function: transmembrane transporter activity. Gene Ontology annotation, biological process: transmembrane transport. The transcript is spliced from 2 exons. Bases 387 to 2690 code for a protein of 767 amino acids. The record is from RefSeq and is a predicted model, not a curated record. NCBI's taxonomy places the organism in Eukaryota, Fungi, Ascomycota, Dothideomycetes, Eremomycetales, Eremomycetaceae.
GAUAGCAGCCUGCAGUAGGUAUGCCCUAUGAUAUCCUCACCCUAUGACUGCACUUCCACUCAACUACGCCACCAGCUUGCCGAUCUGGAGCUUCAGACGGCUACCUAGAGCAACUGCGAUAUCUCCUUCUUUGGCUUACUGUAACUGAUAUCCUAUUUACUACUAUCAACCCCCCCGAUAUACUUGGACUAGACACACGAGUUCGAUUGGCUCCUUCGAAGGAACACUCCCACUUCCCCCAUCACGUGAGCUCGUGAGCUUCAGCCUACCGGUAAUAGAGAGGAGUCAUCCUCGCAGACGGCCAAAUACUAGAAAGAGGAGGAUUCGGAAUUAUCACAGUGUAGAGAAAGGAAAAGGAGCGCCGGGGCGCUCAAGGGGAGGGCAGGAUGUUUUCCGAAUAUGCCUCCCGCUUCCUAGCCCAGUCGCAGUCGCGACUGUCCCUCGGCGGAGAUCCCGCAAACUCCACAACCCGCAAUAUGCACGAUAAACAACGCGGCCAGCACGCUCUCGGCCCGUCGAGGUUCUCGUCGUCCAGGCAUCAGCAGCAGAGGUCGGCCUUAGGCAACCCGUAUCAAAACGGCGGCUCGCAGUUCGCGCGGUUCCCGUUCGGAUCACGAGCCCAGGCGCCAGCUCCGCUGUUUUACAGCGUGACCGACGAUAUUGGAGAAGAGGACGAUGGGGAGGAGCGGGAAAGAGAAGUUGCCGACUUCUACGCCCUGCAAAGGUCAAGAAGACAGUUUGGGAAUCUAUCUGGGUCGUCGGAGGGUGAGGAUGAUGUCGGCCACUCGCCGAAUCUAGAAGAGAGCGGAGAAGCCGCUAAGACGAACCAUCUACGACCACAUUCGACUGCCAGGAAUGGGAAAAGCUCAUGGAGAUCAACACGACCGGGAAUCAGACCCAAAAUUCCGGGUAUAGACCCUGUCGAGGAGGUUGCGGAGGACGGAAUACGACCAGACCACGGUUCAAUAUCGGACAAAGGAAAAGGAAGGCUGAUGGAUGUCGAUCUGGCCUCCACGAUACGAGAAAGCAUGGAACAACUCCCCGCGGCAGAUGCUUCGGAAUAUGACCCUGAUGACGACCCCCCUUUUCAGAACUUCCGCACACCUCCAGGUCAGAGGAGGCCAUUGCUGCAGUCAUUCCUACCACAGGAGACAGACGAUGAUGCCGCAAGAGUAAACCCGCGGCCCCGGAGUCCGGACAGAGAAAGCGUACCACCAGGCGUCGGUAUCGAACCGGCCGAGACUCCUCGAUACGACCUCUUUUGGUCGACGCUCUUCGGGGUGUGCUUCGCAUCUCUUUUUGCUAGCUUCUUCUUGGUUUAUAUGAGUACGGAUAAACCCGACGCCAAACAUCCGAUCGGCGACACGAUAUACUCGACCCUGUACAAGUCCUAUCAUAUUCUCAUAGUAGAUACCUUCGUGGCGACUGUGAUCGGUGUCCUGUGGUUGAGCCUCUUACGGUCAUAUUCUAGGCCCUUGGUCUACCUCAUUGUCGGAGGGGUCCCGAUCGUUCUAUUCUCAUUUUGGCUAUACCCCUUCGUAACAAGCUUCCACUCGCCCCGGGCUUCCCUCAAAUUCCAAGACAUCGCAAUGCGCUACUUUUCCUUCAUCCCCCUCAUUGGCUCCAUCGUCUGGAGUAUCUCGGUCAUCAAAGCAAGGCACUCCAUCGAUCGGGCAACUGCCAUUCUCGAAUUCUCCGUCAAGAUCCUCGCAUCGCACUCAAGUUUGAUGAUGAUUGGUUUCGGUGUCCUGGCCAUCUUCCUGAUCUGGACGUGGAUUUGGGUUAGCAUGUUUACGCGGGUCUUCCUCGGCGGGCAUUUCUCGAGCGCCAAGAAUUUCUUCAUCAUCGACUGGACGACGUGGUGGCUCGGAGCAUUCUUCGUCCUCGUCUUCGCGUGGACGCAGUCGGUCAUCUCCGGUAUGCAGCGAGCAACCACUGCCGCCGUUGUAUCCCAGUGGUAUUUCCACCGAUACUCCGUCCCCGCUCCCACCUCUCGCCAAGUCGUGACCGCCUCUCUCACGCAUUCUGCCGAUACGCUCUUCGGCACGAUCUGUUUUGCCUCCAUACUCACCCUCUGCGUUCGUCUCCCAUUCCUCAUCCUCCCCCGUCGUCUCUCCGGCAUCUUCACGAUGUGCGCCUACUCCUUCGUCCCCUCCACCAUCGCCAGCCUCACCAACCCUCUCACCCUCACCUACGCCGCCAUCCAUUCCCAACCUCUCUCCAUCUCCGCGCGCGGCCUUACCUCCCUCGACUUCGGCGCCGCCCACCGCGCCACCACGACACUCACCCCAGCAUCCUUCGACCGCUCCGGCUCCGUCCCCCUCCUCCCCUACCACCUCGCCAAGCUCAUCCUCCACGGCGUCCGCUACAUCACCGCCCUCGCCAUGGGCUUCGCCGCCUGGGUGUCGACCUCCCGCAAUCUGGACACCGCCCCCGCAUAUAACCCCGCGAAGACCGUCCGCGGGUCGCUGUACGCGUAUGUCGUCGGCUUGGUGGCCAGCGGCAUCGCGUGGGGCGUGCUCGGCGCCAUGGAGGGCGUACUGGGGGGCAUCGUCGACGCGGCGGUCGUGUGCUGGGCGAGCGAAGUAACGGCGUCGGGGGGGAAAGAGGUGCGGUACUGUCGGGAGGCGGGCGAUCUGUUUGGCGAUGAUGGGGCACGGAGGCGACGGACGAGGUGGGAGCAGGUGUGAGCUGCGGUAGGUGGGGGGAUGCUUAUGGGCGCAUUGGCGUUUCUGGCGGGACUACCAGUUUCUUCGUUUCGCUGUAUUUUAUACCACGCUGUUUGGCGUCCCCGAGUAUGCAUGGUAUGGGACACCGGGCCAUAUAGGUUGAGGCGUCACAAUUAAUUCGACUGUUC